This is a messenger RNA of Morone saxatilis (striped sea-bass), 1139 nucleotides long. RefSeq names its product interleukin-1 receptor-associated kinase 1 binding protein 1 (gene irak1bp1). The record is from RefSeq and is a predicted model, not a curated record. NCBI's taxonomy places the organism in Eukaryota, Metazoa, Chordata, Actinopteri, Moronidae. Gene Ontology annotation, biological process: canonical NF-kappaB signal transduction; immune response. The transcript has 4 exons. The coding region runs from base 282 to 1037 and encodes 251 amino acids.
GAGCACCGUGUGGAGCACGGACUGGACUUUGAAUAACACCCCAUAACUCGGGGACCCGUACCUGGGUUUGCCUGAGGCCCCUAAAUCCGCCGCUGGCUGCAAGGCUCUUCAUUUCACCGCCACACUGAUUCUCACAAUCCUCUUACAACCUCCGUUUCUCAUCUAGAAAGGCACGAUAUGUGAGCGGUGUUUGUAGUUCUUGGACAGGAAGUAGCCUACAGAUCCCGACGAGCAUUUCGCCUAUUGCCAUAGCAGCGGGAAGUUGGUUUGUGUCCGCCAUCAUGGACAGCUACAGUCGAGUCUUCGCUGCGGUUUUACCGGCUGCUGGUCGGGAGUUAGCCGGUAAUGAGAACGAGCAGGAGGUCGAUGUGCGAGCAGUGAGCCGUCCCAGUAACCGGGCCAGUAACCGGGCCAGGGAGCUCCAGGUGUCGGGAGCAGCGGAGGUCUGCUGCCCGGCGGACCGAGUGUCGGUCCGGGUCGGAAUGUGCAACAGCAAAGACUCAGUCAACGAGGUGACCAACAGCGUUUCACGGCGACUUGAAUACAUUUUACAAACUGUCAGACAACAUGGUGUCAGUGAGACAGACGCCUCCGUGAGGAGGUUUCUCCACCGAGAGGCAGACCAGUAUCGCAUGGAUGCAGAGGUCGUGGUCACUUUCUCAGACUUUGAGAAGAUGGAGCGAGUGUGUAGCAUCCUGCUGGAGAAGCUGGACAAGAGUGUUUGUGUGGGAGCACCGCAGUUCUACCACAGUGAUGAAUGCCUGAGUCAAAUGAGGCGGCGUGCGUGCGUCUCGGCAGUUGAAAAUGCCCAGCAGAAGGCCUGCGAAGUCAGUCAGCUCCUGGGGCAAACUCUGGGACCCCCGCUGCUGGUCAGAGAGGAGGAGACAAGGGAGUGGAGGAAUGACGAUGAGGAGGGUGGAGGCAGAAGCCAGGGUGUCGCAUCCCUUCCUCACCUUCCCUGCACCCCCACAAUCACUGCCUCCUCACGGGUGUCCGUGUCCUUCAGCCUCAGAGACAGAAGCAGGAAAAAACUCUGAGGACAUUUGUCACGGACUCAUGAAACCAAAGAGCAGGUUGUCACAGUUUGAAGGAUUUUUAUUGCUUAGUUGUAAAGGCUGAAUAAAAGUGCAGUUUUUCAA